AUGAGUCGGCGGUUCAAAUUCCGCUCGUGGUUGCGAUUCCGGGUCGUGACCUUCGUGCAAUGUGAACGACCGCCUGCGGCGCCGCAAAAGCGCUGA
This is a messenger RNA of Gryllus bimaculatus (two-spotted cricket), 96 nucleotides long. The record is from the annotation of a GenBank genome assembly. NCBI's taxonomy places the organism in Eukaryota, Metazoa, Arthropoda, Insecta, Orthoptera, Gryllidae.